CUAAUUGAUGAAUUUGAUGAAUGGGAAGAUGAAGAUGAUAGAGGGUGGGAUAAAGAAAUUAAAAAAUCAACAUAUUUUAAUAAGUAUGGAUCAAAUGAUUCUUUUACAAAAGCUGCAAGAGGAACUGCAAAUAUUUUAACAUUUAUAAAUAAAAAUCAAUCAACUUCAAUUGAUUUUGAAGAAAUUUUGGAUGACAUGGAAAAUGAAGAACAAAAUCUGUUUAAUUUAAACGAAAAAAUCAAUAUUUUAAAAAUUGAGCUUAAAGAAUAA
Funneliformis geosporum is the source of this 270-nucleotide messenger RNA. The record is from the annotation of a GenBank genome assembly. NCBI's taxonomy places the organism in Eukaryota, Fungi, Glomeromycota, Glomeromycetes, Glomerales, Glomeraceae.